This is a messenger RNA of Lucilia cuprina (Australian sheep blowfly), 1592 nucleotides long. RefSeq names its product eukaryotic translation initiation factor 4B (gene eIF4B). The transcript is spliced from 5 exons. The record is from RefSeq and is a predicted model, not a curated record. Gene Ontology annotation, molecular function: RNA binding. The coding region runs from base 136 to 1476 and encodes 446 amino acids. NCBI's taxonomy places the organism in Eukaryota, Metazoa, Arthropoda, Insecta, Diptera, Calliphoridae.
ACCGGGACAUAGGUUUCUGGCAACACUGAGCAAAAGUGUUGUAAUACGAGUAAUCAGUACCCAAAUCUUUGACAGCACAAUAUUUAUGAAAUUUAUUAUUAUAAAAGUGAGUUUUGUGGGGAUAUAUUCGAAAGCAUGGCUUCCUCAGGAAAAAAAGGAAAGAAAAGUAAAGGUACCGUUAUAUCUUUGCAAUCAUUUUUGUCGAAUGGUGAUGUUCCAGCAGGAACAACGCAAGUGGCUAAAAAUAUUAGAAAUGUUGAUGGAGAAGACAGUGACGACGGAGGAAAAGUUCUUACAGUUGUUUGUCAACUUCCAACAGCUCCUCGCGCAAAUAGAAUAUUUGAUGAUAAUUCUAUACCUCAUAAGGCACCAUUUAUUGCCUAUGUCACUAAUUUGCCCUUUGAUGUAAAAGAGGAUGAUAUAUAUGAAUAUUUUAAUGCUAAUAAUGUUAGGUCAGUAAGACUUCCACGAGAGGACGGAGAAACAGGCAGAGUUCGAGGAUUUGGUUAUGUGGAGUUUGAAAGCAGAGACGAUUUAAUACAUUCUUUAGGUAUACCAGAUCCUACAAUAAAAGGACGUAGAAUUAGAAUUGACUUAUCGAAUGAAAAUGAACAAAAUUCAAGACAACGUGGAAUGAGAAGAGGCUACGAUAGUAGUAAUGUAGAAGGAAGAGAAUCAACUAAUUGGAGGCGCGACAAUAACCAAAAGCGGGAUUCAUACAAUUUUGGUAAUGAAAGAAAUUUAAAUAGAGAUCAAAAGUCUACAUCUGAUGGUGAUUUUAAUUCACCUGGCUCAUGGCGUCAAAAAAAUCUAUCUAAUUCAACAACAGUAUCUUCACCUGAUCAAAUUCACCAAAAAGAUCGAUAUGCUUCUCAGGAAGAUAAAACUAGUACAUCCGAACGACCAAAGCUAAUGCUGAAGCCUCGAACACUGCCAAUUCCAGAACUCGAUGUCCAAUUGCAAGUCCCUUUCAAAUCCAAAAUUAAUGAUGAUUCCAAAUUUACUGGUACAUCGGCAGAAAAGGUUUUUGGAUCAGCAAAGCCAGUUGAUACUACGGCAAGAGAUUUAGAAAUUGAAGAACGUUUGGCAGAUGUUCGUCGUCAAGAUAAUCUAAGGAAGGAAAUUAUCAAAACUACAAAUGAUUUUAAUGAAUUAAAUAUUGCUAUGAACGAAAAGGUUACAAACCUUGAUCAAAACUGGCGACAACAACAGUAUACAACAGAUGACAAACAUGACAAGAAAUAUUUAAGAACAGAUAAACACCGUGAAAAUGCUAGAGAUAAUCGGAAAAAAUAUCAAGAUAGGAGUGAAGGGUCCGAUGCACAAAAGAAUAGAGACGUAAAACCAAAAGAUGCAAUCAAGAGUAAACGUGAAAUAAAAGCAGAUCGUCAAACUUAUAAAAACACACAUAACCAGAAUGAAAAUGCUAUUCAAUCUUCGAACAUGUAUUCCGGACUAGAUGAAGUAUCUGAUUGAUUAUCUUGUAAUAAUGUAUACGGAACAAGGAGACAUUUGAUCAUUAUGUGCUUGUAAUUUAAAAUAUAUUGUUAACAUAAAUAAUAAUAAUAAUAAUAAUAAAGUAAUAAAAAGGU